This is a messenger RNA of Pyrus x bretschneideri (Chinese white pear), 1532 nucleotides long. RefSeq names its product E3 ubiquitin-protein ligase FANCL. NCBI's taxonomy places the organism in Eukaryota, Viridiplantae, Streptophyta, Magnoliopsida, Rosales, Rosaceae. The transcript is spliced from 11 exons. Gene Ontology annotation, cellular component: Fanconi anaemia nuclear complex; nucleus. The record is from RefSeq and is a predicted model, not a curated record. Gene Ontology annotation, molecular function: ubiquitin protein ligase activity. Gene Ontology annotation, biological process: interstrand cross-link repair; protein monoubiquitination. Bases 521 to 1237 code for a protein of 238 amino acids.
GCUAGCCCAAGCGUCUACCUUUUACCGUGCAGUGUACUCAGAGUCAAUCCAAAUGCUAGAAAUCACGAGGGGUGUGUAGGGGGAGAAAAAGGGUGUGCAGAAAUCACUUUCCAAUUCCAACCCCAAAUUAAAGGACAAACUUCUCGUCUGGAGUAAAGGCCGGAUUCAAAGAGGCCAGGCACACACCUUUUAGUUUUUAACUGCUUCAACUUUUGCUUCCUCUUGUAAAAGUUUGAUUCAAUUUCCCAUUGAAACUAGGAAAACACCAGCACUAUGCAUGAGAACAUGUUUGAAGUUCUGAAUAUUAUUUCAUGGGAUGAACCUGUAUUGUGAUGUUCUAACACUACACUAGCACCUAAUGUGAAAGCCACUCUGGAAGUUGUUAACUACAAGUGGGUUUGCAUUAUCUAUAACAUUUGGUUACAUAGAGGAAGUUGGAUGGGAGAAUUUAGCGAGGUUUAGUGGAGAUCUAACAUCUCUCAGCUUUCGGAUAAUAGAUGGCAAGGGCAGAGUGCAUGUUAUGGAAAUUCAGUUGGAUAAAACACAUCCCAAAUGUCCUCCUUCAAUUUCAGCAGAUGUGCCAUAUUUGUUUAAUUUAAAAUGGUCAUCAAACUCAAGAUUGAAAGAUGUGGUGCGGCAGUUUAAAAAGCAUCUGGAGAACCUUCAGGCUUUUUGGUCUACUUUGGAUGAUAUCGACAGGUCGCUUUGGGUUGUUGAUCCUAAACAAGCAUCUCCUGCUGUGUCAUAUCGCCAAAUUAUUAUAGGAAAUGAUUGCUGCAUCACGUUGUUCAUUAAUUCCGUUGAUCCUAGAUCAUUACCAGAUUGUGUUAGAUGUCGUUUUAUUGGUUCAGGUCCAUUUGUGAAUACGUUGAGAAACAGAUGGCGAAGAAAUAGCAAAAGAUGGUUAAAAGACAAACCAUUUCUGGAAAAUCUUGAAUGUCUUCUGGAGACUCAACUGCCAAUGCCCCCUGAUGUCAAGAAGAAUGACCAGCAAGUUGAAUGUGGAAUUUGUUAUGCUCAGAGUCUUCCAAUUGAUGACGAGCUCAGAGAUAAGAAUGGAACCGGGACUGACUGUACAUGUGAUAAUACCAGCUGCAACAAGGCUUUCCACAGCAUAUGUCUUGUGGACUGGUUGCGUUCUAUCACCACAACACGGCAGUCAUUUGAUGUGUUAUUUGGAAGCUGUCCAUACUGUUCAGAACCAGUUGCGGUGAAAAUCAACAGCUUCAAGAGGUAAUCUACGUCUUCGAGUCCUCCUAAUCAAAGAUCUGUUAAUGUUCUCAUUUCCCUGGAGUGUUCUUCUGCGAUGAAGUUCUUACUGGAAGAGCACAUACUCUUGGAUUUAUGUUUAUGGUAAAUUUUUUUAGCAGUGUGGAAAUGUGAGUGCUAAAACACGGAAUGCUGUAUUGUAACUUUGUAACCAACAUCCGAAUACGUUUGACUCACAUCAUUUCUAGUACUACCCUUAUCCCACCAGAGCUCAACAAUCAAAUCAUUUGUACUACCUAUCAAUUGGCAUGUUCACUUGAUAA